This is a messenger RNA of Oncorhynchus tshawytscha (Chinook salmon), 1541 nucleotides long. RefSeq names its product homeobox protein Hox-C4-like. The transcript has 2 exons. Gene Ontology annotation, biological process: embryonic skeletal system morphogenesis; anterior/posterior pattern specification; regulation of transcription by RNA polymerase II. The coding region runs from base 133 to 942 and encodes 269 amino acids. The record is from RefSeq and is a predicted model, not a curated record. Gene Ontology annotation, molecular function: RNA polymerase II cis-regulatory region sequence-specific DNA binding; DNA-binding transcription factor activity, RNA polymerase II-specific. Gene Ontology annotation, cellular component: nucleus. Lineage: Eukaryota; Metazoa; Chordata; Actinopteri; Salmoniformes; Salmonidae.
ACCUCUCACUCUGCUAUUGGGCCGUGGGGUCACGUGGUAAAAGUAACUUUACAGGGCUGCUCGCAAGUAGGAGGGCUUUAUGGAGCAGAAAAACGACAAAGCUAGAAAAAUUAUUUUCCACUCCAGAAAUUAAUGAUCAUGAGCUCGUAUUUGAUGGACUCUACCUACAUUGAUCCGAAAUUUCCUCCAUGCGAGGAAUAUUCACAAAACAGCUACAUCCCCGACCACAGCCCCGAAUAUUACAGCCGCGCAAGGGACCCUGGCUCUGGUUACCAGCAUCACCAUCAGGAGUUAUACCCUCCGCGGGCGAGCUACCAAGAGCGCCAAUAUAACUGUGCAAGCAUCCCUGAACCUGACACGCAAAGUGGACAUGGACUACCCCAUACUGCGCACCUGCUUGCAGGGAAAGGGCAGCCAGCCUCAUGUGAGACCCCACAGCUACCCAUGUCCCCCACCACCCCACCGGCUGCAUCCUCCGCCUGCAACCAAGCUACACCGGAGCAUCCAAACAGCUCAGCCUCCUCCAAGCAGCCCGUGGUAUACCCAUGGAUGAAGAAAAUUCACAUCAGCACUGCGAACCCGAAUUACAAUGGAGCGGAUUCCAAGCGGUCUAGGACAGCCUACACUCGACAGCAGGUCUUAGAAUUGGAGAAGGAGUUCCACUAUAACCGCUAUUUAACUCGGCGGAGGCGCAUUGAGAUAGCUCAUACAUUGGUUCUCUCCGAACGACAAAUCAAAAUUUGGUUUCAGAACCGCAGGAUGAAGUGGAAAAAAGACCAUAGGCUUCCUAACACCAAAGUGAGAUCCUCCACCACGGGCGUAUCCUCCGGGUCCAACACAACCUCAUCAACCGGCGCUGUCGCCACUUCCUCGGCCACUGGUGCCAUUAUUCCAAAUGAACUUUCCGGAGGAGAGGAUGGCGAGGAUAUUACAACGUUAUAAGGCGAACAAAACAAAACACAAAAACACUUCAAGAAGGGAGAUAGAGAAAUGACUGAUUAUUUAUAGAAUAAAAGAAUCAGUCAUAUAGAAUAUAUUUUGUUUUCGUAGCUAUUUGUGUGGUUUCAUUUAAGUCCAAAGUUAUAUAAAAUGCAUGUUAUAUAGCAUGGAUUUAUGCGAAUACCGAUGGAUUCUUUUUACGCGACACAGGGUUUAAGUUAUUUCAUGCUGAAUCAAAAUGAUGUUUUUAUGAGAAAAUGUUUUGAAUGAAGGAAAAAAAAUGUAGGCCUACAUUUGAUCUAAAUGUUAUGGUGGGCCAUUCGUUUGCCCUGCUGCCCAAGGUGAAAUGCACAAUUUAUUUAUUUUAAGGGGAACACUGGAAGAAUAUCAUUAUUAUCAUAGUUAUUUUUGGUAAAAAUGCUGGAACAUCGCGAUGUGAACAUCGAUAUUGCAAGGUGAAUUACUUCGCGUGUUUCAAAAACAGGAUUUUGAAUUACAAUUUAGUUUGUGGUGUUUACGUUGUGUUUAGCAGGUUAUUGUAAAAUGCAAUAAACAGAGUUUAGUGUAUUUGUGAUAAUCAUAUUGGUCAAUAAAACAGUGAA